AUGCUCCCAGGUGUCCUGGCUGCCUUCCUCUUCUUGAGCUGGACUCAGUGUUGGUCCCUGCCCCUGCCCAGUGGUGACGAUGAUGAUGAUGUGUCUGAGGAAGACCUCCAGUUUGCAGAGCAAUACCUGAAAUCAUACUACCAUCCUCUGAAUCCCGCGGGAAUCCUGAAGAAGACUGCAGUAAGCUCCAUGGUUGACCGGCUCCGAGAAAUGCAGUCUUUUUUUGGCUUAGAGGUGACUGGCAAACUUGACGAUAACACCUUAGAUGUCAUGAAAAAACCAAGAUGUGGGGUCCCUGAUGUAGGGGAAUACAAUGUUUUCCCUCGAACUCUCAAAUGGUCCAAAAUGAAUUUAACAUACAGAAUUGUGAAUUAUACCCCUGAUAUGUCUCAUUCUGAAGUGGAAAAGGCAUUCAAAAAAGCCUUCAAAGUGUGGUCCGAUGUGACACCUCUGAAUUUUACCAGACUUCAUGAUGACGUUGCUGAUAUCAUGAUCUCUUUUGGAACUAAAGAGCAUGGUGACUUCUACCCAUUUGAUGGGCCCUCUGGUCUGCUGGCUCAUGCUUUUCCUCCUGGACCAAAUUAUGGGGGAGAUGCCCAUUUUGACGAUGAUGAGACCUGGACAAGUAGUUCCAAAGGCUACAACUUGUUUCUUGUUGCUGCCCAUGAGUUUGGCCACUCCUUAGGUCUCGACCACUCCAAAGACCCGGGAGCACUCAUGUUUCCCAUCUACACCUACACUGGCAAAAGCCACUUUAUGCUUCCUGAUGAUGAUGUUCAAGGAAUCCAAGCUCUCUAUGGUCCAGGAGAUGAAGACCCCAACCCUAAACAUCCUAAAACGCCAGACAAAUGUGACCCCUCCUUAUCUCUUGAUGCCAUUACCAGUCUCCGAGGAGAAACAAUGAUCUUUAAAGACAGAUUCUUCUGGCGCCUUCAUCCUCAGCAGGUUGAUGUGGAGCUGUUUUUAACAAAAUCAUUUUGGCCAGAACUUCCCAACCGCAUUGAUGCUGCAUAUGAGAAUCCUUCUCGUGACCUUAUCUUCAUCUUUCGAGGUAGAAAAUUUUGGGCCCUUAAUGGUUAUGACAUUCUGGAAGAUUAUCCCAAAAAAAUAUCUGAAUUGGGAUUUCCAAAAGAGGUGAAGAAAAUUAGUGCAGCUGUUCACUUUGAGGAUACGGGCAAGACUCUCUUCUUCUCAGGAAACCAGGUCUGGAGGUAUGAUGAUACUAAUCAUAUUAUGGAUAAAGACUAUCCCAGACUCAUAGAAGAAGACUUCCCAGGAAUUGGUGAUAAAGUAGAUGCUGUCUACGAGAAAAAUGGAUAUAUCUAUUUUUUCAAUGGACCCAUACAGUUUGAAUACAGCAUCUGGAGUAACCGUAUUGUUCGAGUCAUGCCAGCAAAUUCCCUAUUGUGGUGUUAA
Molecule: messenger RNA, 1416 nt
Organism: Cynocephalus volans (Philippine flying lemur)
Lineage: Eukaryota; Metazoa; Chordata; Mammalia; Dermoptera; Cynocephalidae
Gene: MMP13
Product: matrix metallopeptidase 13
Exons: 10
Coding region: 1-1416 (471 amino acids)
Biological process (GO): collagen catabolic process; proteolysis; extracellular matrix organization
Cellular component (GO): extracellular matrix
Molecular function (GO): zinc ion binding; metalloendopeptidase activity
Source: RefSeq, a predicted model, not a curated record